Trametes versicolor FP-101664 SS1 is the source of this 584-nucleotide messenger RNA. RefSeq lists its product as uncharacterized. Lineage: Eukaryota; Fungi; Basidiomycota; Agaricomycetes; Polyporales; Polyporaceae. The transcript has 3 exons. The record is from RefSeq and is a predicted model, not a curated record. The coding region runs from base 82 to 468 and encodes 128 amino acids.
CUCACCCACUCUCACUUCCAUCGCAUAUCCACCUUCCGGCCCGGUGCCUUCCCCCCUUUCGUACUCUCUUUCAUAUUCACCAUGCGCUUCUCUACCAUCCUCGUCGCCGUCGCCUCCGUCGCGACCUCCGCAUUCGCCGCAUCCUCCGGGACCGGUGAUGCUACCUUCUAUGAGGCCGGUCUCGGCGCGUGCGGUAUCUCUAACACCGACGCCGACUUCAUCGUCGCCAUCGAUGCCCAGACCUUCGACACCUUCCCCGGUGCUGGUGCCAACCCCAACGCGAACCCGAUCUGCCACAAGCAGCUCACCGCGACCGGCCCCGACGGCAAGACCGUGACCGUGCUCGUGACGGACCGCUGCGCCGGCUGCGCGCCCGGCAGCAUCGACCUCACGCCUACUGCGUUCCAGCAGCUCGCGUCGCUCGACGUCGGCCGCCUCCACGGCGUCACCUGGACGCUCGCCGCGUAAGCGCGCGCCAGGUGGACGGGAGUUUCCAGAGGAUUUGCUCAUGAUGUUUAUGACCGCCCGUGAUGAUGUACGACUUAGGCUACUGUUUAAUGGAUUGUGGUGGAAGUGAAAGCUCA